Messenger RNA from Sordaria macrospora k-hell, 1473 nucleotides. RefSeq lists its product as uncharacterized. Gene Ontology annotation, molecular function: Delta14-sterol reductase activity. Gene Ontology annotation, biological process: ergosterol biosynthetic process. Gene Ontology annotation, cellular component: endoplasmic reticulum membrane. The record is from RefSeq and is a predicted model, not a curated record. Lineage: Eukaryota; Fungi; Ascomycota; Sordariomycetes; Sordariales; Sordariaceae.
AUGGCCGGGAAACAGAAGCAAGUCGCCGCGCAAAAGGCGGUUGCGCCUCGCCAGCAGCACUACGAGUUUGGCGGCCCUAUCGGUGCCUUCGCCAUCACCUUUGGCCUUCCCAUUCUCGUCCACGUCUUCAACCUUUUCUGCAACGAUAUCUCGGGCUGCCCAGCGCCCUCGCUCCUCCACCCCAAGUCUCUCGACCUCGAACAGCUCAAGCGCGAAAUCGGCUGGCCUGAAAAUGGCGUCUUCGGCCUCUUCUCGUGGUCCGCCACCCUCUGGACUUUGGCCUACUACGCCCUCUCGCUCGUCCAAUACCGCAUCCUCCCCGGUCACCACGUCGAGGGAACCGAGCUGAGCACCGGCGGCAAGCUCAAGUACAAGCUGAACGCAUUCAACUCGGCCAUGUGCACCUUGGCCAUCCUCGCUGCUGGCACCAUCGCUCAGGGCGCCGAGUUCCCUGUCUGGACUUUCAUCUCCGACAACUUUGCGCAAAUCAUCAGCGCCAACAUCCUCUUUGCCUCGGCGCUCGCCAUCUUCGUCUACGUCCGCAGCUUUGACGUCAAGCCUGGUAACAAGGACAUGCGCGAGCUGGCCGCAGGUGGCACCACCGGCUCCCUUAUCUACGACUUCUACAUCGGCCGCGAGCUUAACCCUCGCAUCACCCUGCCCCUCAUCGGCGAGGUCGAUAUCAAGGAGUUUAUGGAGAUGCGCCCCGGCCUUCUUGGAUGGAUCAUUCUCAACUGCGCCUUCAUCGCCAAGCAAUACCGCCAGUUCGGCUACGUCACGGAUUCGAUCAUCUUCAUCACCGCCAUCCAGGCCUUCUAUGUCUUCGAUGGUAUCUACAUGGAGCCUGCCGUUCUGACGACCAUGGACAUCACCACGGACGGCUUUGGGUUCAUGUUGAGCUUCGGUGAUGUGGUUUGGGUGCCUUUCAUGUACUCGACGCAGACCCGUUACCUGGCCACUCAUCCUCAACAGCUUGGCGCUUUGGGUCUGAUUGCUGUCGGCACUGUUCUGGCCGCUGGUUACAGCAUCUUCCGCCUGUCCAACUCCCAGAAGAACAACUUCCGCAGGAACCCCGAGGACCCCAGUGUUAAGCACCUGACCUACCUCCAGACCAAGACCGGUUCUCGUCUCAUUACCUCUGGAUGGUGGGGCAUCGCUCGCCAUAUCAACUAUUUCGGCGAUUGGCUGCAGAGCUGGCCUUACUCUCUCCCUACUGGUAUCGCUGGCUACCAGAUCUUGAGCGCUGGCAGCGGGGCUCCUGGUGCCAUCACUAUGUUGGACGGGCGCGAGGUUGUUCAGGGCGAGGCCAGGGGUUGGGGUAUCAUUUUCACCUACUUCUACAUCCUGUACUUUGCCGUUCUGUUGGUCCACCGCGAUCUCCGAGAUGACGAGAAGUGCUCCAAGAAGUAUGGCGAGGACUGGGAGAAGUACAAGAAGAUUGUGAGGUGGAAGAUUGUGCCUGGUAUUUACUAG